Molecule: messenger RNA, 3903 nt
Organism: Lytechinus variegatus (green sea urchin)
Lineage: Eukaryota; Metazoa; Echinodermata; Echinoidea; Temnopleuroida; Toxopneustidae
Product: protein LIAT1-like
Exons: 2
Coding region: 1880-2545 (221 amino acids)
Biological process (GO): protein arginylation
Source: RefSeq, a predicted model, not a curated record
UAUCCCUUUAAUGACACUGUCCUUAAAAUGUCUCUUUUAGGUCAGUAUACCUGGCAACUGAAUGCGCGAAGCGCGCUCACUAGGUGACUCAAAAUAUUGGAUGGUGCCCCCCCCCCCAUGCCGUGACCCACGAUACGCCACUGUGUGAAGAUCUGUAUACUUUAUCUAGUUAAUACUCCCUCUUUUGCUAAUUCUGUUAUCAACUAUUCAACUCCUACAAGAGCUUCACUUUGACAUAAAAAUAAGAUAACGAUUAGCUACUUUUCUUCACUACAAAAACGAAACCUUCCAAAGAGUUCUGAGUGUCUAUUCAAAUUCAGAUAUCGAUGGACGAUAAGCCCAUUUAGAUUAUUGAUCCCCAAUAGUUUCCGAUGCUUUUUGUGGUUCUAACGUUAAAGGGGUUUAUCAAUAGACGAUUAUUCCAGGACUUGAGCUGGGGGCGCUUUCCUUCCCUUUUUACAUUUUACACAAAAUCUGUAUCUCUUUUGUGAGGCGACAAAGUGUCAUCAAAAGCAUUAAACCCGACCCUUGUUCUCUUUUUAUUUACCAUCCCCAUCGUUGUUACGCAAUAUGUCUCACCGGGGGGACACUUGGCGUAAGGUUUCUACCCCAAGAUGCAGUGGCUUUUAAUUCUUCUGCGGGAUUUGUCUUCUUUAUUCGCUCUGAUAUCGAAGGUUUGUUUUGUCCCUUCAGCAAACAUCUGAAAGUCGCUUCAGGUGUUGAGAUGUGACAAGCACUGUUAUAUUCGUUGAAAAAGCAAGUUGUUCACAGUGUCCACUAAAGAUAUCAUACCUCAAGGAUGAGCUUCCACUGUACAGUAGAUGUCACCGUGGUCACUAUAUAGGACGGUCACUGAUGCCACCAUUACAGACGAGUAAAACCUUGUCAACAUUUCAGAAUUCCGCUGAUUGACUCAAAUAUAAUAGUCUAUGCAUGAUAUUUUGAACAUUAAUUCCCAUGCCUUUUUUAUUUCUUAAACUGAUCUUACUAUUUUCUUCUAUUUUUGGAUGUGAUGCAUAUUGGAUAUCUAUCUCUAUAAGUUGCAACCACCUGCCCACUUUCUUGUCGGACCUGGUCAUUUUUAAAAGGUGUUCAUUAAAGCCGUCUUAACCAUGUUAACCGAGCGGUUAGCGUAACCUUGACGGUCAUUCCGCGGCUCACCGCAUCAUGUUCGACAGCCCAGCCAGGAGUCGAUAAUCAAUAGCUCAUCCUCAUCCACACAAUGUGUAUCAAUGGCAUGAUCACGUGGCAUUGGAACAUCUAUUGUCUUUUGGAAAGUUUUUAUUAUUGUCUGCGGAGUCUCCUAUAGUACUUAUUGCCUAAGACUCGUCACGCGGAACAUUAGAUCACGGUGAUAUUGAUUCUUGCUAUGAUGGAAAUGGAAACUGAUUUGUACCAAAGUUUAACAUGCAUGUCUUGCUUCAUUGAGUGAAGUCUUGUACUUGUUUACGCGAAUGUUUAUUUCUCCUACCUAUAGCUACGUUCGAGUUCUAUGUUGUAUGCUGAAACACUCUGCCGACAACCCUCCUUUUUAUAUAGCGUGGAAGACAUCUUUUUCUUUUCACAUGAAGCCCUAUUGUUGACUGUUAUAAUUAAAAGAAUACCAACGUUCCAGUAUACUUACUUGAUUAACGAUGAGGACUUAAGACUAAUCAUAUAGCCUUUGGGGUGCAACAAAUUCAAGAUUGUUGUCGGAUCAUUGUGGAUUGAAUGUUUUUCUGACCAUUUUUCGUCACCAAAUAGAAAAUGACAGACUAGAUGUAUAGGUGAUCAUGAUGAUUGGACAACCUGAACUUUCUGAUUUUAAAGAAGCUUUUGAGUUAACUAAUGCUGAUCCUGAUUACCCUCGUGUUCUCGACAUAAACUUUUUUACUCGUUGAUGGUUACGACGAUGAUGCCGAAAGAAGACGAUGCGGAGCCGCUACAGCUCCCUGUCAUUGACCAUGAUUUCUUGGUUGCUCUACCAAAGAGAACUGAAGGAUCGAGUCCACAACCAAGCCCAUCCUGUGAAUUGAAUGGCUCCUCUCGUUCUACAAUCGAUCAUCAAAAUCGAAAUCGAAAGACCCCAGACGACCGCACCAAUAAGAAAAACGGUUCGCUUUCUCGUCUUUCACAAUCAAACAGCAGUAAGUCUUUGUCUUCGGUGUCCAUCGGGACGAGGAAAAGUAUCAGCAGCAGUGGAUCGGAAAUCCGAUCGCAGAACGAAUACCUUGAGAAAUGUGUCUCGGACAUUUUCGAGAGACAUCGGCAACCGUCGGCGCUGUCCAUGCAGAGGAGUGACAGCGGGAGCUCACGGGCGACCACCGAAGAUGGUCGGGGAUCUUCGGAACUGGAGAACGAGGUCGAAAACGUUUCGGCAAAAAUCGACGAGAGUUUGAGAUGGGACAAUCCGUGUUCGAACCCCGAGGAAGAAAAAGAAAGGAUUCGAAUGUACAAGGUAAAUCGCAGGAAAAGAUAUCUAAUGGACGUUGUAAAGCAUAGACGCGACAAGGAAGGUGUUCUAAAAUUUGCCGUAGAACUUGCGUCAUUGGAUCCCGGAAGUUAGUAGAUUCAUUAUUAAUAUUCUCCUGUUAAGCACAAUCAGUCUAUGCAAUGCAGUAUGACAUGUAUGGAAAAAAUGGAACUGGAUUACUUUUGUAUUCAUCCUUCCCCCUCUUCUAUCUCUAUUUGUGCUGAAGUGGCAUUGGCACACAGAGUAAGUAGUGGUAAUGCCACUGUGCUAUGAAGAACACCUAUCUUUGGUUAUAUUUAGUCAUGAAAUGACAGCCUCGAGAAUGAAAACUUACACACUUAAUUCCAAGGAUUUAGAAUAAAUCCACAUCGGCUGUGAAUAGUGUCCAGCCGAAUUUAAAUUUAUUUUGAAUCUGCAGGAUUAACUUUUAAAUCUCAAAAGAUUUAAAUUCAAAUACUUUAGAUUUAUGUUUAAAUCAACGAGGUUAAAAUCUAAAUCUAAUAUUCGGCUGGUCACUAUUCACAGCCAAUCUAGAUUUAUUUUAAAUCCUUGGAAUUUAGAGUGUAAGGAGAUACUCUAGAGUAGGUAAAAUUAAACAAGCAAAUCGCUAGAAGAUUCAUUGAAAUCAUAUAAAACAAAUUAUGAAGUUAUGCAUUUUUCCUCGAAACAUUUCUCUACACAUUAUCAUGAAUAUGCAAUUUAAAGAGCUGAUGUCAUCUCCUUAAUUUUGUAUUUUAUCAUAUAAAAUUACAAUCCAAUAUUAUGCUCCAUGCAAGGUUGUGAAAAAACUCGACCACAGAUUUGUAAAUAAGAUCAUCAUCGCGCAACGUAUUUUCCUACAAGGAAAAGCAUUUAUUUCAUUGUAUGAGGGAAAGUGAUUUUAUUUGCGAUUUCGUAUACUAAAAUACGGAAAACAAAAGUAUGAUAUCAGCAUCAUCUUGUUCCCUGAAUAUUCACGACGAUGUGCAGAUAAUAAUGCACAAGUCUCAAAUUCAACCACUUCUUUAUUUUUUAUCUGAUUUUGAUGAAGUUUUCAAUAUAUUGUUCAAUCUUAUUCUAUUUGAUUAAGUUACCUGGAUUACUCCUUCACACGAUUAUUUCAUAAAUCACUCUUUCAUAAUUAUUGGACGAUGGUUCUCCGUGACUCUUUUAGAGAAAUAUAUUAUUGCUGCAUGUCUUGCAAUUUGAUCCCAGGGCAAAGCUUUUUGGGGGGCAAUAAUGUCUAAAAUCCACACGCCAAGGGUGCCUGAUAGUUGGUAUUCUCGGCCUAUAGUUAAAUCAUCUUUUCCAACGCCCCCCCCCCCCCCCCCCGUCUUAGGGGUCAACAAUGCGAUUGUGUCCAAUCGAUCUCAAAUUUCGAUUGGUAAACCAAUCGCAAUUUUAGAAUAUACUAAAGAUAUUAAGAAUAUGAAAAAUCAUUUAAUAUCUUUAGUAUAUUUUUUUAGAUUAAU